CAAGCUGCUUUCGAGGGUCAGCGGGCGCUCCAUCUUGUUGAAGUUUUCAAAAUGGCGAACAACUCUAGUCCUCGUGGUUGGCCUCGAAACCGAUCUUCCAGUAGCACAGGCAAAUACCUCGCUGGUGGAACCACUAUCGCGGAGAAAACUAUACGAUUGUACCCACUCACAAAUUACACAUUUGGCACCAAAGAAUCUCUCUAUGAGAAAGACAGUUCUGUUCAAGCAAGGUUCCAGAGAAUGAGGGAAGAGUAUGAGAAGUUUGGGAUGAGGAAGACAGUGGAGGGAGUGUUGAUAGUUCACGAACAUGGCUUGCCACAUAUUCUACUAUUACAACUUGGUACAACAUUUUUUAAACUGCCAGGCGGAGAGCUUGUUCCCGGUGAGGAUGAGAUUGAUGGACUCAAGAGAUCAAUGACAGAGAUUCUCAGCCGACCAGAACAUGGCCCCGAACCUGACUGGUUUGUGGAAGACUGUCUUGGAAACUGGUGGAGACCAAAUUUUGAGGCCCCUCAGUAUCCAUAUGUCCCAGCACACAUAACUAAACCCAAAGAACUAAGGAAACUGUUUCUGGUGCAGCUUGGGGAGAAAGCAAACUUUGCAGUACCAAGAAACUACAAACUAGUUGCCGCUCCAUUGUUCGAGCUGUUUGAUAAUGCUCCCGGUUAUGGACCAAUCAUUGCUAGUCUCCCACAGUUACUUAGCAGAUUUCAGUUUUUAUAUAUGUAAAUAGAUGGUAGUAUCUGCGUCUUCAAAACUGCAAAACCUGCGAUCACAUACUGUACAUACCAGUUCUUCUCUUUCAUUUCCAAAAAAGUAUUUCCUUCUACAGUCAUAGUGUUUUUAUAGUAGGAUGUCUUGUAAUUUUCAGUCAUGAAUAAAAACAGUUGUGCAUGGUU
Messenger RNA from Nematostella vectensis (starlet sea anemone), 899 nucleotides. RefSeq names its product cleavage and polyadenylation specificity factor subunit 5. Gene Ontology annotation, molecular function: mRNA binding. Lineage: Eukaryota; Metazoa; Cnidaria; Anthozoa; Actiniaria; Edwardsiidae. The coding region runs from base 52 to 729 and encodes 225 amino acids. Gene Ontology annotation, cellular component: mRNA cleavage factor complex. The transcript has 9 exons. The record is from RefSeq and is a predicted model, not a curated record.